Conger conger (European conger) is the source of this 1542-nucleotide messenger RNA. Its product is annotated as transmembrane protein 276-like. The record is from RefSeq and is a predicted model, not a curated record. The transcript has 3 exons. Bases 534 to 1151 code for a protein of 205 amino acids. Lineage: Eukaryota; Metazoa; Chordata; Actinopteri; Anguilliformes; Congridae.
AAGAAGAAAAAGAAGAACGGUCUUGAUACUGUUAGUUUUGCUAUUUAACUCAGGGCUUUCAGGGACGCUAUAAAAGUUCCUAUAAUAAGUUAUCAUUUGAUCGAUAAUUUACCCUAUCUAUACCUACGUUCACGCCUGGCUACCAUUGAAUGACAAAACUGCAAAUCGAUGUUUUUUAUUUUUUAUUUUUUAUUUUUUAUUUUACGUUUGCUAGAUAGCUAGCCUAUUUGACAGGUUAUGUGCAUCGGACAAAAAUCAGCGUUGUUCCGGUUAACCGAUCUCACUUUGCAUUCUUUGUUCGUGAUUUAUGUGCAUCAAUGUGGAGCUUUUUAAUUGAUUCAAUUCAAUUGACGGAGAUAGCUAGUCAACUUAUGCAUAUCGGUCGUCGGACAGGCUGAAGAACGAGCGUACCUGUAGGGUGCUGCAUAAACUUCAAUGUCCGCUGAAGUUCCUGCUGCUCUGUUAUUGCCAUAACGAAAUUUUUACCGUGAGUAAUGUUUACCAGCCUGUAGGACAGGUGAAGCUUAUUCCUGAUGGAUGUCAGCCCAAACCAGUGGAUUGCUGCAUUAUCUAACAUCACUCUGUCACUCUUUGCGUUGCAUGCAGCUUUUCAACUUUUUAAGGACCACAGGGCUCCAGCAGUGGGCUUCUUCCUCGUGGGCAGCUCUGCAGCUCUUUGCUCUCUGCCCCUCUCCUGCGCAGCUGUGCUCUGUGUCCAGGGGGAAUUGGAGUGGGCAGGGGCAGUUCUGAGCCCGGCGCUGGUGUCUUUCGGCUUCCUGUGGCUGAGCCAGGACCACUCCACCGCCCACGUGCUGUUGCUGGGCUCUGCGUCUCUUCUGGGGCUCCACGACUGGCUGUCCCUGGAGACCCUGGUGGUGAUGUCGCGCUGUUCUGCGCUUUCGUCGCUGUGCUGCUCGCUAACUGUCUGCCUGUUCACAGCCAAUGUGGCUGGAGCCUUGGGGAGCGUGGCCCUCAGCCUGCCGGCACUUGUGGCCCCUGUGCCUGGGGCCAAGGCUUUCACCUCUCUGGUUGCUCCUGGGGCUGCGGAAGGUGUUCUGAAGUGUCUGCUGAAAGGACUGAUGGCGAUUGGGUGCCUGUCCACUAAAAAAGCACUGGGCAGGUACCUGCUGGACCUUCAGAGGUUGGGUUGAACUGGCUUCAGGUGUCAUUUCCCUCAAACUAAUCCCUUUGAUGCCCCCUGGUGGACACUCAUAUCAUGGACACAGUGGCCACAAAUGCAAUGUAUGUGCGACCUGUUCCGUGGUAAAACCUAAAUCACUUCCCCUAUACAUUGACCCAAGUAAACAUUUAAAGUGGUAUUUGAAUGAGAAGCACACAACUGCUGCAGUGUAAUGAAUAGAAAUUGAAAUGCAUGAUGCUGACAGAGCCCUUGGCUAAAGGGAGGGUGGAGUGGAAGGCAUUGUUUCCAAAUGCAUUUCAACAUAAAGCAAGCUAUUGUUCUGAGAAAGAGGCACAUGAUCCUUGGGUCUUCCUCCACUAGGCUGUCGAUGUCAGAAUAAAAUGUAUUCAAGCCCUUUCAGU